GUCCGGGGGAGACCGGAUUUAGUGAAUGCAGGGUCCGGGAAGACCGGAUAUAGUGAAUGCAGGGUCCGGGAAGAAGGGAUAUAGUGAAUGCAGGGUGCGGGGAGAGAGCGGAAAUAGUGAAUGGCGGGUCCGGGGACACCAGAUAUAGUGAAUGCAGGGUCCGGGGAGACCGGAUAUAGUGAAUGCAGGGUCCAGAGAGAGCGGAUAUAGUGAAUGCAGGGUCCGGGGGAGACCGGAGAUAUAGUGAAUGCAGGGUCCGGGGAGACCAGAUAUAGUGAAUCCGGGGAGACCAGAUAUAGUGAAUGCAGGGGUCUGGGGAGACCAGAUAUAGUGAAUGCAGGGUCCGGGGAGACCAGAUAUAGUGAAUGCAGGGUCCGGGGAGAUCAGAUAUAGUGAAUGCAGGGUCCGGGGAGAGUAAAUAUAGU
Molecule: messenger RNA, 425 nt
Organism: Staurois parvus
Lineage: Eukaryota; Metazoa; Chordata; Amphibia; Anura; Ranidae
Source: the annotation of a GenBank genome assembly